AUGACAAAAGAUCGAUUUGUAGAAAUACUAUCUAAUAUUCACGUCAAUAAUAAUGAAAAUAUUCCUCAGAACAAUAAAGACAAAUUGUUCAAAUUACGUCCUAUGAUAGAUAGUUUGAACCAAAUAUUUUUGAAGUCUUCUUCUGGAACUCGUGAACUUAGUGUCGACGAGUCUAUGAUUAAAUUCAAGGAUUGCAACCAGAACGGAUAUAUUAUGAAAUUUUCGGUGUACCAAGGAAAAAACGAAACGUUAGAAAAGCAGUUCGAGAACACUAAUUUGGGAGAAAGAAUUGUAUUGCAGUUGACAAAACCAUUUUGGAACGAAUCUAGACUUGUAUUUUUCGAUAACUAUUUUACAACUAUUCCACUCCUGGAAAAGUUGAAAACGCAACAUACACUAGCGUGUGGUAUUGGAAUCUUCAAAUGGAAAGAUAACAAAGUGGUACAUAUUGCGUCAAACUAUCACGGUAACGAAAAAACAUAA
Messenger RNA from Sipha flava (yellow sugarcane aphid), 483 nucleotides. Its product is annotated as piggyBac transposable element-derived protein 1-like. NCBI's taxonomy places the organism in Eukaryota, Metazoa, Arthropoda, Insecta, Hemiptera, Aphididae. Bases 1 to 483 code for a protein of 160 amino acids. The record is from RefSeq and is a predicted model, not a curated record. The transcript has 3 exons.